Botrytis sinoallii is the source of this 1077-nucleotide messenger RNA. RefSeq lists its product as uncharacterized. The coding region runs from base 1 to 1077 and encodes 358 amino acids. The record is from RefSeq and is a predicted model, not a curated record. The transcript is spliced from 3 exons. Lineage: Eukaryota; Fungi; Ascomycota; Leotiomycetes; Helotiales; Sclerotiniaceae.
AUGGCCGAAUUUCAGGAUGCCGUUACCAAACUGGUACAAGAAUCACUGGCAGCGACACCAUAUGCCUGCAAAAGUCUUAUACCACUUUCCGGGGGUAGUUCAAAUUAUCUUUACCAUGGAACUUUAAUGAAAACUCUUCCUGAUGGUACCACUGUUGUGAUAAUUAAGCACACUGAGCCUCAUUUGUUUUCCAACAAAAAUUUCAAACUAACUACUACCCGAACUUCCGUUUCUUACAAUAAUAUCACAAUUUCUACCCCCAAACUCCUCUAUUAUGACGCUGGCACCAAUACACAGGUCCACAACCAUCACCCCUCUCCAACUUGCACAAACCUCAAGUCUUAUGUUCUGAAAUAUCACGCUGCCAUAACUCCCUCAAUCGCCUCCGUCAUCGGCUGCUCGCUUGGAAACUGGCUUAAGAAAUUCCAUAGCUGGGCCAACUCUCCAGCACAGAGUGAAGUGCGAGAAGUUAUGGAGGGGAACCAUGCUAUGAGGACUCUGAAGCUGGCGAUUAAUUACACGAAUCUAGUUACGAUGAUUCAUAGCUUCCCAAAAAUUCUAGGAGGGAGUAGAGAUGUGUUUGAAAAUGUGGAGAAGGAAAUGCUCGCAUGGAUAAACGGGGGUGGAGAGGGGACCAGGGAGCUAAUUCACGGGGAUUUCUGGUGUGGAAAUGUUCUUUUACCAGACACACUCCUGUCCUCCAGCAUACCAGCAGCCAUCUUCAUAACUGACCACGAACUAUCGCAUCUCUCGACCCCGAUCUUUGACCUAGCUCAGAUGUGCGCGGAACUGUUCAUGCUCACAUUUUUCAAAUCCAUUCCGGCAGGCAAAGAAAUUCUUACUGCAUUCAUAGAAGGCUAUGGAUCAAUCGAAGAGGAUAAGCGAUGGAGGAUGUUGAUCUACAUUGGAUGUCACUUAACAUGCUGGGGAUCCAGGACUGCGGGUUGGGGAACAUUAGAACAAGUAGAGGCGUGUGUGAAGCUCGGUCGAGAUUUAGUAAUUAACGGCUGGGAGAAAAAUAGAGAGUGGUGUACGAGGGAGGGGUGGGCAUUUUUAAUUGAAGAUUACGAUUCAUAA